AGUCAAAUAUCAGUUGGCAGCAUUAUUAGUAAAUAGGUACAUCACUGAAAAUGACGUAUAUUGUUUCUUGAUCGCCCACCCACACGUCUAGUUUGAUUUCGAUAAAAAUAUUGUGAAUAUAGUUAUUCUAAACACGUUUUGUUGUGUUAUAUCAUUUCGGGCUAUGUGGCGAUUUUUAUAUUAUGUGCGCAGCUCGCAUUUCACUGUGCCCGUAGUUUAUUAAAGUGGUUUUCUUGACGGGCGUGAACGUAUGGGACAGUUAGAUGUUUUGUAAUUAAUUCAUACGCCCACCAGCUUGUGACAUUCUGAUACUAUCUGUUGAUGUGCGGUGUUUUGCAUGGCAGAAAAUAGUUGAUAAAGUUGUGACGAUGUCGCUACAGAAAAGUGUUAAGAGCAGCAAUGGAGGUGAUAGGAGUGAUCUGGCGGAUACAACCUCGAUAUGUUCUUCUGUGACCACACAGCCUGAUAGGCACGGCUUUUUUGGUGGUGCUCAAUACAGUCCAGAACCUAAGCGGACUGUGUCGCCGAGCACGAUACUGAAACGGGAACAGAAAUGGCUGCGUAUGCUUGACAAUUGGGAAGCGUUCAUGAGCAAAAAUUAUAAGAAGGUUCGCGAGAGGUGCAGGAAAGGUAUACCGGCAUCAGUAAGACCCAAGGCGUGGCUGUACCUGUGCGGUGGGCAGCUGCUACUUCAGAACCACCCUAACGAGUAUGAGGAGUUGCUCCAGGCCCCCGGUGACCCUAAAUGCAUGGAGGACAUCAGGAAGGACCUUCACAGACAGUUCCCCUACCACGAGAUGUUUAUAAGGGAAGAAGGGUUGGGGCAGCAAGAGUUGUUCUCCGUGCUGAAAGCGUAUUCAGUGCUAAAUCCGAAGGUUGGCUACUUCCAAGCACAGGCGCCGGUCGCCGCGUUCCUACUGAUGCACAUGCCCGCCGUGCAGGCCUUCUGGUGCCUGGUCAGCAUCAGCGACAAGUACUUGAAGGGCUACUACAAUCCGGGACUCGAGGUGCUGCAGCGCGACGGCGACAUUCUACAUGCGCUGCUGCGACGGACGGCGCCGGCUGUUCACCGGCACCUGACCAAGCACAAGGUGGAGCCGGUGCUGUACGCUACCGAGUGGUUCCUGUGCGCCCUCACACGCACUCUGCCCUGGGACAGCCUGCUGCGCGUCUGGGACUGCUUCCUGUGCGAAGGGGUCAAGGUUCUAUUCAAAGCGGCGCUGGUAAUACUGGCUGGUGCAUUGGGCCCUGCAAAGGUGCGGAAACGCGCCUGCGGACUCUGCGAGACCCUAGAGGUUCUCCGACACCCCCCAGAGAGCAUCCUGGGAGAAGAGUACCUCAUGUACCACAUGCAAAGGUUGAACCUCACGGAAGAGGACUUCGAGUUUGAGCACCAACGGCAGACGGCCAGGCGGCGCGCCAUGCCCAAUAGAAGUGGCAGCUGAUUCAGCGACUGCUCGUACAAGCGUUAUUCGAAGAAUAACGCACGGGACCUGUUCAACACUCUAUGAGUACGCGAGUGCAAUACUGACUGCCAAGUAAUUAUAUACCUUAAGUGCUUUGUGAUAAUGACGUUAGUGGUACGAGACGAAACCGAACUUACGACUGUCAGUGAUAAGUGCGACAAACCAAUAUGAACCGUAUAAAUUUAGUGUAAAGUCUACAAUCGCAUGCACAAGUAUGACGGGAGGAUUGAAAAGGUAAUUGGUGUGAAUUUGGGCCGCUUUCGUGCCUAGUAAGGCCGCUUGCACAUUGGCGAUCAGGUAUUUGCGAUUAUUAUUCAUUGGUAACUUGUUUCUAUUGUAAUCAAAUCAUCAAUCUCCAAUUUGAGGUGUGCCUUAGAUACUGUACCUAUCUGUACGCAGCUACAUACUGUAUAUUCCGGUUGAUUCUUUUACAAUACGUUAUUGCAGUAUAGAAAAGACAUAAUUUAUUUUUCUACAACUAUUUUUAAGAUGCAUAUUCUACUGUUAUUCUUGUGUUAUUUUUUUUUUAUUAAGUCAUCGAGAUAAACUUGCUAUGAACGAUAGAGUUUCUAUUUAUUUACAUAUAUGAGUGUACUUCAUAAUGAUAGUAAUGAAUAAUCGCUUUUUUUU
Messenger RNA from Galleria mellonella (greater wax moth), 2096 nucleotides. It is a transcript of the gene wkd, whose product is annotated as TBC1 domain family member whacked. The transcript is spliced from 7 exons. Bases 369 to 1445 code for a protein of 358 amino acids. Lineage: Eukaryota; Metazoa; Arthropoda; Insecta; Lepidoptera; Pyralidae. The record is from RefSeq and is a predicted model, not a curated record.